CGGGGCAGGCGGGAGGGAGGGGACUCCGGCCGGAGCUGCCGUCGCCCGGGGCCGCGGUGACUCAGAGCCGGCGCGGCUGGGGGUGAGCCGAGGUCUGUUGUUGUGGGAUUUUUUUUCCCCGGCAGGUUAUAAAUAGCCCCGCUCGGCGCCGUGUCACGGAAGGACACCCUGGCCGGGCGCGGGGAGAGGCCGCCGGCGCUCAGCCUCCCCCGGCCGGCCGCCCCCAGCCUGCCUGCCGGUGGGCCCAGCUGCUAGCGGCGGGGUCGGCCUCCGGCUUAUUGUUUUUACACGCGAAAAAUAAUUACUAUCGCUAGCUGGAGGCAGCGACAGGCAGUCUUCUCGGGGAGAGCGGCAGAGCGCUUCGGCUGCUUUCAGACCUCUCUGAGGAAACGGAGAAAAUGAAGCCGGAUCGAGGGUGACACACGGCUCCUUCAGCUCCCCAAACCAAGCAUGUUGGAUGCGGUUUCACAUUAUGGUGGCAGUGACUGUGAAGCUAGCCUAGAUACUUUGGAUGAAUACUUUGAGUAUGAAGCUGAGGAGUUCCUGGUCUCCUUGGCCUUGUUGAUCACCGAAGGUCGAACGCCUGAGUAUUCAAUCAAGGGCAGAACAGAGGGCUUUCAUUGCCCACCAGCACAAUCAAGUCAGCCGCCAACAACUAAGCAUGAAUGCAGCGACAAACUGGCUCAGUGUCGUCAAGCCAGGCGAACCAGAUCUGAGGUUAUGCUACUGUGGAAGAACAAUAUUCCAAUCAUGGUAGAAGUGAUGCUACUUCCAGACUGUUGCUAUAGUGAUGAAGGGCCCACCACCGAGGGGAAUGAUUUAAAUGAUCCUGCAAUCAAACAAGAUGCGUUGUUGUUAGAAAGGUGGAUUUUGGAGCCAGUUCCUCGACAGAGUGGAGAUCGCUUUAUUGAAGAGAAGACCCUUUUAUUGGCUGUUCGUUCUUUUGUUUUCUUCUCUCAGCUAAGCGCAUGGCUGAGUGUUUCACAUGGUGCUGUUCCCCGAAACAUUCUGUACAGGGUGAGCGCUGCAGAUGUGGACUUGCAAUGGACGUUCUCCCAGACACCAACUGAGCACGUCUUUCCUGUUCCUAAUGUUUCUCACAAUGUGGCCUUGAGAGUCAGCGUCCAGUCCUUGCCCAGACAAUCGAACUACCCAGUUUUGACCUGUAGUAUUCACACCAACCUUAGCUUUUACGAGAAGCGAAUGCAAGAGCGUAAGUUACAUCAACACAGUGAUUCCAGUGCGGCACAGCAAUGCAGUACCUCCAGUCCGCAGCGCUUCUGUGGGAAACAGACAUGGACAAUGACACCUGAAGGCGUACUUAAUGGAAAAAAGACACCUGAAUUUACUACAUCUAUCAGAAAUUUAAAACUUUAUCCAUCUACUGGACUUGGAUCUGACUUUGGGGCAUCGCAGUCUAAAGUUCAGUGCUAUAAUGCUACGGCAGACAAUAAGAUACAGUCUCAUGAAACACCUGUCAGAACUUUUAAAUCCUUUUCUCUAGUUGAUUCUCGUGUUUCAAAUAGUCAUUGUUCUCAUCAACCCACAGGAGAAACCAAUCCUUUGAUAGGCUCUCUACUUCAAGAGCGACAAGAAGUCAUCGCAAGGAUUGCUCAGCACUUGAUUCACUGUGAUCCAGCUACUUCACCAGUUGUUGCUGGACGUCCAUUCAACAUACAUGAAAAUGGCUCAGCUACACCGAAAGCUUUUCGUAGUACUUACGGAGACGAAAACUUGCCAAGGAAAGGCAAGGAAACCUCCCCUGUUUCUAUUGCCAACUUAGACAAUGCAGUACAAGAAGAUGGUGGUGAAGACAAAACUAGAGCAAUACCAGAGAUCCCACUGCUCAAUGCCCGUGUUCCAGUGAACCACUGUGGCCGUCAGUCUGCAGGAGAGAGUAAUCCCCUGAUCGAUUCUCUGCUCCAGGAGCGGCAGGAGGUGAUAGCAAGGAUUGCCCAACACUUGAUUCAUUGUGAUCCAGCUACUUCUCAUGUUACCGGACGUCCAUUCAAAGUGCAUGAGACUACCCCAGUUACAUCCAAAAUUUUCCGAAGUACGUAUGAAGAUGAAAAUUUGCUGAAGAAAGGCAAGGAACCAUCUUCUGUUUCUUUUGGUAAAUCUGAUUUUUCUUUGUUAGAAGACAGCAGUAAAUCAAGGAUGAAGACACCUGAUACUCCUAUCAGUCCUUCUAGGUUUGAUGGAGAAUUGAAGGCUUCUCUGAAACUCCAAGCAAGAAGAAAAUUGGUUUUAGCAAAACCCAGUGAAGCUGUCCGAAAUGCAUUUCAUCAGACUUCAAAUAAAACUUCUCAUGCAUUUACUAACAUUCACACAUCGUCAUCAUGUAUUAAAGAAAAUAAAUCUGAAUUGCCAGAUAAAUUGGAAAUGUUACAUUCUGGUUAUGCACAGAAAGACCAGAUAACCAAUAGAAUUAAACAGUGUUCAAAUUUCAGCAGCGUUGAUGAACAAAUUUGCACAAAUAAACUUAAAGAAAGAACAAUAGUUAGUGAGAAUGACAAGGACUGUUUUAACAAUUUACAGAUAGAUAAAUGCAAAAUACUUGAAGGUACAAAAAAAGCAACUGUGACGCAGGUAUCUGACUCUUUGCACAAAAAUGAGCUCAAGUGUUUAGAUAAAGACUCAAAACCCCCAAAUAUUUAUGAGCAAAAUACUCAGCUUAUUAGUAUUGAAAAUUAUUUAAAUAAAGACCAUGACAGUUUCAAAAACAAAACCAAACAAGAUAAAACGAAAACUGCACAUGAUGAGAAUGAAGACCCAAUAGGCCUUGAUUUCCAAAGCAGUUCUCAGAAGAAACCUACAGAAGAUGGUGCAGUUAAGUGUGAGCGACUGAAAAACCCAGAUGUACAGAAAGCGCCAUCUCUAAAGCACACAAACAUAUGGCGGAAACAUAAUUUUCGAUCCUUGGAUGGAACUUCGACCAAGGCUUUUCAUCCCAGAACUGGAUUACCUCUGCUUUCAAGUCCUGUUCCUCAAAGAAAAACACAUUCUGGGUGUUUUGAUCUGGAUUCAUCACUGCUGCACUUGAAAUGUCUGUCUGCAAGAAGCCCACAACAAUGUAUAAACAGAGACAGUGAUCCAGAGAGCCAUGGGAAACCAUUUCUAAGUUCUAGUGCUCCACCAGUAACAAGUCUUAGCCUUCUGGGAAACUUUGAGGAGUCUGUCCUGAAUUUUCGCUUAGACCCGCUCGGUGUCGUGGAGGGUUUCACAGCAGAAGUGGGAGCAAGUGGAGUCUUUUGUCCCACGCACAUGACUCUGCCAGUUGAAGUGUCAUUCUACAGUGUUUCAGAUGAUAAUGCACCCUCCCCUUACAUGGGUGUAAUUACUUUAGAGUCCCUUGGUAAAAGGGGUUAUCGGGUACCGCCUUCAGGAACAAUACAAGUGACCUUAUUUAACCCUAACAAAACUGUGGUGAAGAUGUUUGUGGUGAUCUAUGACUUGAGAGAAAUGCCAGCUAAUCAUCAAACAUUCCUACGGCAAAGAACUUUUUCUGUUCCUGUGAGACGAGAAAUCAAGAGAACUGUCAAUAAAGAAAAUAGUCAACAGACUGAAGAAAGGCUACUACGCUACCUCAUACAUCUGAGGACAGCGUCUGUCAGAGACCUCUGUUUUUCUCGAUUCCUUUACGCAGAACUAUUGGAGCUGCCACAGCUCUGGAGCCAGUCCCAUGCUGGCCACGCCAUCACCACCCCGCAAAGGUGUUCCAGAGUUCUAAAUCUGGAAAGAUCUACCUCCACAGAGAUGUAAGGCUCCUAUUCUCUCGGAAAUCCAUGGAAGUUGAUAGCGGCGCUGCAUAUGAACUCAAAUCUUACACUGAAUCUCCAACAAAUCCUCAGUUUUCACCAAGAUGCUAGCAAACAAUGGCAAACUAAAGUAUUUGUUUUACUGUUGAUUGCUCCUUACAAGCGAAGAUCGGUAGAGAUGACAGUAUAAAGUUAAGUCUGUAAAGGAAUGAAAAUAGCGCUCAAGAGAGAAGGUUCUUAUGUGAUCCUGGACCAGUUUUUAAAAGGUUUCUGGAAUGAGCUUUGUGUAUUCCAAGUAGACUGGAAACAUACUUAAACCUAAUCUUUUUGUACUGUUUAAAACCACUUCAUUGGAUGUGUUGCAAUAGCAAAUUCCCAAGUUAGUUUAGUGUUUACACUUUUUAUUUUAUUUUUCAGUUAUUUAAUAUUUAAUGUUUCAUUUAAUACUCAAGUGAUGUUUGUCUUUAGUGUUCUAAUGUAGCAUAAAUCCUAUGUAAAAUCAUACUAUGUAUUUUUGGCAUUAAUAUUGAAAUCUGAAAUAUAUACAGAUGUCUUUAAUCU
Messenger RNA from Grus americana (Whooping crane), 4319 nucleotides. It is a transcript of the gene ATOSA, whose product is annotated as atos homolog A. The record is from RefSeq and is a predicted model, not a curated record. NCBI's taxonomy places the organism in Eukaryota, Metazoa, Chordata, Aves, Gruiformes, Gruidae. The transcript has 14 exons. Bases 451 to 3762 code for a protein of 1103 amino acids.